AUGACAAACCCAGUGAUGUCUGUGAACCCUCUAUUGACAGCAUCAGGACAUCAGAGGAUCCCACUGGUUCCCCCGCCAUUUGGGCCUCCAAUUGUGGACAGAGAUGUCUUGUCUUCCAGUAUAGCUCCAGCUGACACAAGCCAGUUUUGUAUACCUUCCCAAUUUGGAUCCUCUGUUGUCCCAAACGCAAAUAUGCCAAACCCACUGUCCAGUCACUUCUACUCAGGCUGGGGCAUUUUACCACCUGAACCCAUAAAGGCAGUGACCACAAGGAAUGAGAUGAUGGAAAGGCAUCAUGCUGCCAGGACAGAAAUGGAAAUGUAUUCUCUUUACCAGCAGAGGAGGAUGGAAAGAGUUAAUCCCAAGGGACUGACUGGCCUGGGGAUGCCACUCCUUUAUGGGUCUAGUUGCCUGGGUGGCCCUGCAGGCUUCCAAGGCAGGAGCACACUGCCUGCCAGUGAUCUGCAUUUACACAGAAGCACCCUCAGACACCUUCAGGGAAACCCUAUUUUGCUGGCAACCAGACCACACUUCUCAGAAUGCUGGGGCCAGAAAUACCGACUCAGGAGAGGCUCGGUUUAUCAGAAACCUCUGGAGAAUGACAUUGGGAGUUUCAAAAGUCAAGCAGAAGAAAAAAGCUCAGGCCAGAUGCCUAUGGCUCCCUACGAAGAGGAAGAGGAUACCAAAGAACCAGAAAUCGAGGUAGACAACAACCAGGAGUCAAGGGAAACUGAUGAAAACCCAACCUCGGGCCUCACCAACCCCUGCGGAGAGCUCCAGGCAAGCCAGGCAAAGGCAUGGGAUGGAGGGAAGGAAGAGCCCUCUAAACAGGGCUGUGACGGCUGUGACGGGACGAACGGAGUUGGCCUGCCAGUGUCCAUACUGCCUCUGCCAGGAACACAUGAACUGGUUGCACUUAGGGAAAACCAUUCUUUGGCUGAUAUUCAGAAAUGGACUGUAGAUGAUGUGCAUAACUUCAUCAGAAGUCUUCCAGGCUGUUCAGACUAUGCCCAGGUAUUUAAGGACCAUGCAAUUGACGGAGAAACACUGCCCCUUCUCACCGAGCAGCAUCUUCGAGGCACCAUGGGGCUGAAGUUAGGGCCAGCACUAAAAAUUCAGUCUCAGGUAUCUCAGCAUGUGGGAAAUACAUUCUGUAAGAAAAUUCCUUCACUUCCCACCCAUGCAAAGCAAGCAUUUGAUCAACCAGCAGGCACGUCACCUCUUUUGGAUAUUAAUUCCUGGAGUGAUGGUUUGAGCAUUCCUUGUUCCCAGGAUAUAAUGGUUCCUAAAAGAACUGAGACAGGUAGUAUGAGAAAUUAA
Cricetulus griseus (Chinese hamster) is the source of this 1320-nucleotide messenger RNA. The record is from RefSeq and is a predicted model, not a curated record. Lineage: Eukaryota; Metazoa; Chordata; Mammalia; Rodentia; Cricetidae.